Molecule: messenger RNA, 4302 nt
Organism: Oryzias melastigma (Indian medaka)
Lineage: Eukaryota; Metazoa; Chordata; Actinopteri; Beloniformes; Adrianichthyidae
Product: forkhead box protein J3
Exons: 13
Coding region: 790-2610 (606 amino acids)
Biological process (GO): regulation of transcription by RNA polymerase II
Cellular component (GO): nucleus
Molecular function (GO): RNA polymerase II cis-regulatory region sequence-specific DNA binding; DNA-binding transcription factor activity, RNA polymerase II-specific
Source: RefSeq, a predicted model, not a curated record
CGCUGAAAAGGGGGACUAGUUCCAUGAUGUGAAUUCAUCCCCCCCACCACCAUUGUGGUGCAUGAAUUCAUCUUCAACGUGCUCCGGCUGGCGCUGGAAGUAGUUCCGGUGGCUUAUCAGCGGAGCGCGGAUCAGCCGGAGAGCCGGUCUCUUCUUCUGAGGGCUGAGCUCACGUGAGGAAAAGCGGGUUGAGAGGCGUCGUGAGGAGGAGAGUCCGAGCCGAGUGACCACAGCGGCGGUCACUGCACGCGCGUGGAGCCGCGCGCCCCGGAGGAGGACGCAGAGCAGACAAGCCUGCCGCGCGGGAGCUUUUGUCUUCGAAUGGGAAUUUUUUCAGGGAGAACAAUUAUAGGCGUCUGGAGUACAAAUAAAAUAAAUAAAUUAAAAAACCGGAGCCGGUUCACAUUCACGCAAGGCGGUGAGUAGUCUACAGAAAAAAAGAAAAAAAAAAUCCCCGCGUGUCAGUCAUGAAGGUGUCUGUCAGCUGAAGGAUGCAGAUAGAAUUGACGGCAGGCCGUGACAAGUUGGUGUUUGCAGACACUGGAGGAAUGCUCUGAACUUCUCAGCGGACGUGGCAGCGGCUCAAUGAAGAUCUUGUGAAGAUGCUCAAGGGGACGACCCCACCUUUUGCUUCCCCAGAUGCUUUGGCUCAAAGAAAGAUGGAAAGAAAUGGGAAGAGCUUGAGCCCAGUCUGCUGCACAAAAAGCACACAGCCCGUCCAGUGAGCUUCAGUGUGCGCCGUUGCAGAGCAGCCUAUCAGCCCUUUAGAGCCCUUAACCGACGAGCACUAUGACUUCUGAGCUGGAGAGCAGCCUCACUUCCAUGGACUGGCUUCCCCAGCUGAGCAUGAGGGCAGCCAUCCAGAAGGUGGAUUUGAGAAACCACCAUGGGCACCACCAGGGGCACCACCACCACCACCACACACACCACCACGGGCACGGGCCCAGCAAGAAAAUGGUACACUUAGACCCCGGAACAACACUGGACCAGGAGGAAGCCGCACAGCACAGAGACGGCAAACCGCCCUACAGCUACGCCAGCCUCAUCACCUUCGCCAUCAACGGCUCGCCUCGCAAACGGAUGACGCUUAGUGAGAUCUAUCAGUGGAUCUGUGACAACUUCCCGUACUACAGAGAGGCGGGUAGCGGCUGGAAGAAUUCUAUACGACACAACCUGUCUUUGAACAAGUGUUUUCUUAAAGUGCCUCGCUCCAAGGAUGACCCUGGAAAAGGUUCCUACUGGGCUAUAGACAACAAUCCUAAAGAAGACACUUUACCCAGCAGGCCGAAGAAGAGGCCUCGCUCUGGAGAACGGGCCUCAGCCCCUUAUAGUCUGGAGUCAGAGUCUCUGAGAAUGGACUGCAUCAUGUCUGGAGGGGCGUCCCCAACUAUGGCUAUCAACGCUGCAACUAACAAGGUUGCGCUGUACAACCCAGAGGCGGAAGGCAGUGAGAGUCCUGGGAGUCUGGGUGGCAGCCUGAGCAACAGCCUUUCAGAGCAGAAUUUGGCGUCAGUCAACCUUAACAGCCUCAACAAUGCCGUCAGCAGCGGCAGCAACGUGCAGAGCUACCCACCAGUGACUAGCCACUCAGAGCCUUCAUCCCAGUCUCUGAGCCUCCAGCAGCCCACCCAGCCUCCACCUCCUCCUCCACCUCCACAGCCACAGUACGGUUUACCUGUCCCCGUGUCGGGGGACAAGCAGCUCUGCUUCUCCGACUUCGAGGACCUCAGCGCUUCUUUCCGCAGCCUUUACAAGUGUGUCUUUGAGCAGUCCUUUUCACAGCAAGGUCUGAUCAGUAUGCCAUGUAACUCCAGUCAGCCGGCUCGAACUGCCUGCUCCUACCAACACACUCCAGCUGCAGGAAACAGCAACGGAGCCCACCACCACCAACACAACCACGGCCACUCGCAUCACCCUCACCUCUCCCUGCACGCGCAGCACAGCCAGAGCCAGCAGCACUCCGCCCACUCCCAGCAGCUCCCGUCUCUGUCCCACCAGACCCACACAGUCCAGACCUGCCCUGCAACAGGCAUGCCGUCUGACUGGUACCCCAACCUGGACUGGCUGAAAGAGAGCUGUCGCAUCGCCACCAGCUACAACUGGGCUGACAUAGACCUUUCCCCGUUUCAGGGUCUGAAGGAGAGCAUGCGACAGGCUGAGCUGAAUAACUGGUCCCUAGAUGCAGACCAGAUGGCUGACCUGUGUUCUUCAAUUAACCAAUUCUUCACAGCCACUGGGAUCAUCCCCCCUCAGGGUGGCUCUCACCCUCAACCUCAGGUCCAACACUCACCGGCAGCGUCGGCAGCGCUGCACCCCGCUCAGCCCCACGGAGCCAUGCAUCCAAAGUCCAGCCUUCACAAUCAGCAUGGGCAACACAACCAACACAUCAGUGCAGGGAACAUGUACAUGGAAUCCAGACAGAACAUUUCUUCUGUGAUGGGCCCUCCUGGAUAUCCUCACAUGCGCCAUGUGACCCCCAACAUGACAGGUCAUCCCAGCCAGCUGGGUCGACCCCAACAAAACCCGCUGCAGUCAGGACACUUUCAGGUGAGGCACAUGCUCGCUGCAGACGACAUCCAGAACGACUUCGACUGGGACUCCAUAGUCUAAGCAGAACUCCGGUUGGUUCCAAUCAAUGAUCCGAGUGGGAUGAACUUCGGGACAAAAACAUUGUGGGGUUUGAACCUGGCCGACCCGCUCUGAACUCGAAUGAAGACAAUCUAACAGAAAGUAGGAGGAACAUUUUUUUAAGUCAAGCUGGCCUUUUUUUUUUUUUACUAUAUAAGUGGCUGACGGUUUAUGAGACAAUCAUAAAAAGAGAGAUGGGACAGGCCUGAUCUGCUUGGGCUCAAGCCGGGAUGACAAACAUGUCCUCCGUGCCAACAGGGUUACACGUCGCCAAGGUGUUGUCCAGUUUGUGAAUCGUUUUCCUCUGUUCUUUAUCGGUUUUCCUGCCACAAGUUUGCCCCUUGUCUGCAAAGUUUCUCCACCUUUUUUUCAUGCAAACGAACAAAAGAUAUUCAACCUUUUCUCCUUGAAUAUGUCGUUUCUGGAGUACAGGCCCUUUCUAUGCUGCCACACAGCUCAAAAGCUGCUAAAGUGAUGAGUAGAGCACCACCUGCUGGUGGGAAAGGCACAAUUUAGUUCCUGUCCUUAAAAGGGUCUCUUUCUUGAUUUUUUUUUUUAAUUUUAUUUUAUUUUAGUGGUAAAAUUACAUUUUAAAACAUCCUCCCUGUUGUUUUCACACAGUCCCACGCGACAGUUUAUCGUGCUCAGGGUGGAACGGUCACACACACAUCUUCCUGUUUGUCCAUGUGAGGUCGACAGCUGUAUGUGUUGUGUGGUGCUGUAGGUGUUCGGAUCCUGUUGGCUCACAUCAGCUGUCUUCAGAUCUAUAAGCUAAGUCGCUAAAUACUGCAAAUUAAAAAAAAGUGAGAAAAGUUAGGAUCCACAUUUCAAACUUCAGCAAGUUCAGGAGAAAAUGCAUAUCAUUUCUGACAAGCUUGGAAGAUAAAGAUGCCACUUGGGGAAAAAAACACAAAAAAACAAGCAGUUUUUGCACAGUAACAAACUGAAUGGUGUCUAGUCAAUAAAAAAGAAACAAAAAGUUCACAAAAAAAAGUUAUUUUUAUUUCUUUGUUUAAAAAGAAAUUGAAAAAAUAAAAAAGCUCACCUAGGGAGCAAAGACAAAUGUUUAAUGUUUUGUUCACUGUGAUGUUAAUUUUGUGUGCGUACAAGUGUGUGUAGUUGUCUCUGAUUUCAUUUAGCGCGCAGCGACAAAAAAAAAAAAAAAAAAUGCACAUGAAUCAAAUUAAUUGCUAUUUAUUUACACUUUAAGCUGCCAUUUUUCCUGGAGUGAAAAAGAGGAUCUUAAAAUGCUGUUUGCUUGGAAAAUCUCAGUGAUUAUUCAGGUGGCUAAAAUAAGUCUCACUGAAGAGAAAAAAGAAAAAAAGAAGAAAAUACUGCUUAUUACCAUUUAAUGCUGUAAAACAGUGACCAGCCUGUGUAUAUCCUCUGUGUUUGUGUUGUUGUCCUUGUAAAUAACAGUAAGUUGCGCUUCUGUUUAUCCCCAAAACCCAGACUGAUUAAAAAAAAAAAAUCUGAAAAUGUAGACGGUAUUUUGUUACUUGCCCUGCAAGAGAUGCAUUGUGUACAUAUUUUCAUUAUAUUGUAAAUAGUUGAUUUAAAAAAAAUGACAUUUGCAUUUUGUGAGUCAUGAAUAUUAAUGUGUAAGGCGAUUUAACGGUUCAACUCUGUUUAAGUGUUUAUUAAAAUGUCAUGAACCAUUUUUACUGCUCUAAA